This is a messenger RNA of Didymosphaeria variabile, 417 nucleotides long. RefSeq names its product 39S ribosomal protein L51, mitochondrial (gene MRPL51). Bases 1 to 417 code for a protein of 138 amino acids. Lineage: Eukaryota; Fungi; Ascomycota; Dothideomycetes; Pleosporales; Didymosphaeriaceae. Gene Ontology annotation, biological process: mitochondrial translation. Gene Ontology annotation, molecular function: structural constituent of ribosome. The transcript has 2 exons. Gene Ontology annotation, cellular component: mitochondrial large ribosomal subunit. The record is from RefSeq and is a predicted model, not a curated record.
AUGCCGGUGUCGGCGAUUCAGAAGGUCGCCACGGCCCAGAAUGGCGUCGGCGCCUUCAUUCUUCCUUGCAAGCGCAUCACGCUCAGAUAUUGCGACUGGGCCGGAUCCUCGAAAGGCAUGAAUGCCUACCUCAAGACCCAACUUGGUGUUUUCGCGAAGCGUAACCCUCAGAUCGAAAUCCAAGUCUACAAGAAGCACAACCACCACCCAGUAAUCACCGCAAACUACCUCAACGGCCACGAGAAGACAGUCAAUGUGAAGAAUAUGACACCCGAGGGCGUAAGGGAGAAGAUUGAGCUGCUGAGAAAUUCAAGUCCGGAAAAGAACAAGAGGGUGCCGAGCAAGCCAGUCACCAGUAUUAACGAGAACGUCAGGGGUAUAUGGAGUCCCUUCCAUGGAGCGAAGAUCAAGAUAUAG